Molecule: messenger RNA, 340 nt
Organism: Staurois parvus
Lineage: Eukaryota; Metazoa; Chordata; Amphibia; Anura; Ranidae
Source: the annotation of a GenBank genome assembly
UCAUGCUGCUGCCAGGUCCAGAGUGUCUCAUGGGUCCCUGUACGGCCUCCCAUUGCUGCUGUCUCCAUCGCCACACUCUGCCAUGUGCCACUUUCAGGUCUCCUCACACUGCUGGUGGGUUCCAUUUUGUCAUAGGGUGCUGGCAGAUUACGGGCCUCCCAUUGCUGCUGCCAGGCCCGUAAUCUGCCAUGGGCCCCCGUACCGCCUCCUCAUGCUGCUGCCAGGUCCAGAGUGUCUCAUGGGUCCCUGUACGGCCUCCCAUUGCUGCUGUCUCCAUCGCCACACUCUGCCAUGUGCCACUUUCAGGUCUCCUCACACUGCUGGUGGGUUCCAUUUUGUC